This is a messenger RNA of Thamnophis sirtalis, 573 nucleotides long. NCBI's taxonomy places the organism in Eukaryota, Metazoa, Chordata, Lepidosauria, Squamata, Natricidae. The record is from RefSeq and is a predicted model, not a curated record.
AUGGAGCGUUUCAAUGCAGACAAGCGCAUCUUCUGUUUCAUCUUGUCAACGCGCAGCGGUGGGGUGGGAGUGAACCUGACUGGUGCUGACACUGUGGUGUUCUAUGACAGUGACUGGAACCCCACCAUGGAUGCUCAGGCCCAAGAUCGUUGCCACCGUAUCGGGCAGACACGGGAUGUUCACAUCUACAGGUUGAUCAGCGAAAGGACUGUGGAGGAAAAUAUUCUGAAGAAAGCUAAUCAGAAAAGGAUGCUAGGAGAUAUGGCGGAUCCCACAGCCACCAAGCAGACACAGAUUCUGGAACAAGCACUGUGCAAGGCUGAGGACCCAGAAGACAUCUGGGCAGCUACUCAGGCCAAGGCAGAGCAAGUGGCUGAGCUGGCAGAAUUCAAUGAGAACAUUCCUUUGGAUGCAGAAGACCGGUCCAGCAAAGAGGAAGAGGAAGAAUUUUCUAAAGCAGAGCAGGAAAUUGCUUCGCUUGUAGAACAGCUCACUCCUAUUGAACGCUAUGCCAUGAACUUUUUGGAGGCAUCCCUGGAGGACAUCAGUCGGGAGGAGUUGAAGCAAGCAGAG